GCUUUUCCUUGCUUGCUUCUUAUUUCUCGGAGUUCCCGUGUUAGCCCCUGCUCCCCGCGUGGAAGCACCAGUCUGAGCUUCUUGCAAGGCGUGAAGGGAGAACCAAGAUCCAGGCAUCUAGCUAAGGCUUCUGGACUUCCUUUGAAUGAAGAUGAGUGUUUCUGCCAGGAUAAUGUAACUGGAGGAUCCAGGUCUGAGCAGACUCGACCAUGGGAGCCAACACGUCAAGCAAACCACCAGUGUUUGAUGAAAAUGAGGAUGUCAACUUUGACCACUUUGAAAUUUUGCGAGCCAUUGGAAAAGGCAGUUUUGGGAAGGUCUGCAUCGUACAGAAGAAUGAUACCAAGAAGAUGUAUGCGAUGAAGUACAUGAACAAACAAAAGUGUGUGGAGCGCAACGAAGUGAGAAACGUCUUCAAGGAACUCCAGAUCAUGCAGGGGCUGGAGCAUCCUUUCCUGGUUAAUUUGUGGUACUCCUUCCAAGACGAGGAAGACAUGUUCAUGGUGGUAGACCUUCUGCUGGGUGGGGACCUGCGUUAUCACCUGCAGCAGAACGUCCGCUUCCAGGAAGACACCGUGAAGCUCUUCAUCUGUGAGCUGGCCAUGGCCCUGGACUACCUGCAGAGCCAGCGCAUCAUUCACAGGGAUAUGAAGCCUGACAACAUUUUGCUUGAUGAACAUGGGCACGUGCACAUCACAGACUUCAACAUUGCCGUGAUGGUUUCCAGGGAGAUGUGCAUCACCACCGUGGCCGGCACCAAGCCUUACAUGGCACCUGAGAUGUUCAGCUCCAGAAGAGAAGCAGGCUAUUCCUUUGCUGUUGACUGGUGGUCGCUGGGAGUGACCGCAUAUGAGCUGUUGAGAGGCCGCAGACCGUAUCAUAUUCGCUCCAGUAUUUCCAGCAAGGAAAUUGCACACAUGUUUGAGACGGCUGUUGUGACUUACCCUUCUGCCUGGUCGCAGGAAAUGGUGUCACUUCUUAAAAAGCUACUUGAACCUAAUCCAGACCAGCGGUUUUCUCACUUGUCUGACGUCCAGAACUUCCCAUACAUGAAUGAUGUGAACUGGGAUGCAGUUUUGCAGAAGAGGCUCCUUCCAGGUUUUAUUCCUAAUAAAGGCAGGCUGAAUUGCGACCCCACCUUUGAACUUGAAGAAAUGAUUUUGGAGUCCAAACCUCUUCACAAGAAAAAGAAGCGUCUGGCAAAGAAGGAGAAGGAGAUGAAGAAGUGUGAUUCCUCUCAGACAUGCCUUCUUCAGGAGCACCUGGAAUCUGUCCAAAAGGAGUUCAUAAUUUUUAACAGAGAAAGAGUAAAAAGAGACUUUAAUCAAGGACAAGCAAAGGUAGCCUUGGACCACACCAAAGACCCACAGGCAGAGGAUGGCCAGAAUAACAACCUGUGAAGUCCUCAACAUCUUCUUGGGACAUUUCCUGGCACCUCAGGCCAGGAACUUCUGGUUUCCACAUCAGGAGGAGCUGACAGUAGUUCUCGCCUCUGCACGCCUCACACACCUUAGAAAAUGUGAAUGAACCUUUGGAAGGAGGCAGCCUGAUACAGUGAGGAGUCCCUGGGCUCCUGGGAACAGGUCUCACUACUAACUGUGACCCUGAGCAGGUCACUUCACCUCUUUCUUUGCUUCAGUUUAUUCAUCCAAAUUGAGGUUACACUAGAUGAGCUCUACGCUGCCUUUUUACUGCUACCAUUCUGUUAUUCUAAACAGCUUUUGUUUUUAUUUUUAAAAGAAUAUUUGAAUGUAGAUUUAUUUUUCCACUCCUUCUACUCACACUGUGACAAAUGGGCAAACGGACAUAGGUGGGUGAUGAGUGAGGCUCUUCAGAGCUAGAAGUCUUCAUCAAGAGGUCGGAAUCCCCAAGCCCGAUUGAACAGGAAUAAAGAAUUCAGUCAGGAGGCAAUGACUGGGACCAGAUUAGGAGUAAUGCAGAUUAAUGAGGGUCUUCUAUCAGCUAGCAAGAGCCGGCUGUGCACAUCUGUCCCAACGCACUGUAUAGUGAUGUGAAGUUGGGAAGUUGAAAUUGGUAAUGAUGGGAAUGUUUAUGUCAUGGAAAUUGGCAAAUGCUAUAAAUCAGGGCUCUUUUUUCCCUCCCAGCAAGCCAGUUGUUAAGUAUUUAUUAGCACACUGCUCACCCUCGUCUAGUAAACAUGUUCCCUGAGGGCCAACUGUCUUCUUAAGAUUAUCAGAGACCUAUGUCUGGAGAAGAUCAGAAAAGAAUAUCUAUUGUCACAUUGAAAGCAUGUCCGCCUUGUAGUACAUUGAAGUUGUACCUCACACAGGAGUUAUAGUCUAAGUUAGAAUGUGAGGUGAAUUUGGGAGAUAGUAAAAUUUACCCUUGAAAAAUCUCUUAAAUUACCCAUAACAUAAGGUGGGUAUCUUUUCUUAGAGAAGCCCAGUAUAGUGAGUUGCCCUUCAAUAAUGAAACAAGUCAUUGUUUUUGGUUCAUUUUAUCUUUUAUUUUUGGUCUCAUUUUUGGCUAAUACCAGAUGAACAUAUUAUACAUGCCUUUAUAGACUAGAAUUACCCUUAGAACUGUGGGAUGCUCACACAUCUGAGAGGUCUAAGGUCAUGGAGACUGACUAAGGAAACAGCAAUACUUACUUGUGCUUACUGCAGAAUCUUGGCCGAAUUGCCUAAUUAUUUAAAAUAUUAUUGAUAUCUCACUUUUUCUUUACAUUUUAUUUAUUUGCCAAACACAACGUCUAAUUCACCUAAGUGAGAUGUGCAUGUGAUGUAACACCACUCGCCUGAUACCCAGAAGAUCUUUGCUGAGGAACUGUUUUUGGCAAGUCACAGAUGCCACUAGGUGGAGAGUCAAGAAGUGAACAGGCCUGGUGGGGGAUUGUUGUAACCCUUGUCCUUACUUAUGGAGAGUAUGGGCCUUACCAAGUGAGCUGAAAACAGAAGACCAGACUAGUGCCCAUUGGGAAGCCAGACAGAUGGCAACAGGUAGAAGAAGUAACAGAUAUGGCCGCCUGCUACUCAGGACUUUUCUAGAAGGGGAGUCACACUGGGGCAACUACACAUGAGUAGAAAGCCUGUGCUGAACUUGAACUCAGCAUUAACGGUUUUCUCCUCACUGAGCUAACAGGAGCUAUGAAACAGUGCCUCUCCACUUUAAGAGCAACCAUAUUUUUGUUAAGAAUUAAAGGCCAGCUCUUUUGUUCUAUUUGUUUGAUUCCUGUUCUCUACAUUUCCCACACAUUAUUUAUGUAUGCCAUUUUGUUUUUCUCUGACCACUAUAAACUCUAAGCACUG
This is a messenger RNA of Diceros bicornis minor, 3269 nucleotides long. It is a transcript of the gene STK32A, whose product is annotated as serine/threonine kinase 32A. Gene Ontology annotation, biological process: protein phosphorylation; regulation of signal transduction; G protein-coupled receptor signaling pathway. Lineage: Eukaryota; Metazoa; Chordata; Mammalia; Perissodactyla; Rhinocerotidae. The coding region runs from base 210 to 1400 and encodes 396 amino acids. The transcript is spliced from 13 exons. The record is from RefSeq and is a predicted model, not a curated record. Gene Ontology annotation, molecular function: G protein-coupled receptor binding; G protein-coupled receptor kinase activity; ATP binding.